CUUUUUGGAACUUUUGUAACGUGAGCCACUUUGCAAACCCACCAAAACACGCGAUGCAGAUUUGCGAGCUGGAAGACGAGCUGGAGCAGGGCGGCUCGGCGACGUCGGUUCCCCAGCGCUGCAUCAGUUACGUGGCCAUGCAAGCCCUGUACGAGAUGCGGCUCAGCAACACGCUGUGCGACGCCACGAUCCACCAGGACGAGUUUACGUUCCGGGUGCACCGGGCGAUUCUGAGCUCGUGCAGCGACUACUUCCGGACGCUGUUCACGACGUCGGUGCCGAGCGAGAAGGACACGAUCACGAUCGCGGGCAUUCGGGGCGCGAUCAUGGAGCGGAUCAUCAAGUACGCGUACCUGAGGGAGUGCGAUGUUAGGGAGGAGGACAUGUUUGAGAUGUACGCCGCGGCGGAUUAUCUGGGCAUGGCGAGUCUGCAGGAGCGAUGUAUCCAGUACAUCAAGAAGGUUCUGCGGCCGAGCAACGCCGUGGUGAUCAUGCUGUACGCACGCCAGCGCAUGUGUCCACAGCUGUACGCGUACACGAGGGCGUACAUCAUGCGGCAUUUUGUGGAGAUUUCUAGAAGGUGUGCGGAUUUGAUGAACCUGGAGCUGGACGAUCUGUACGAGCUGCUGAGCGACGAAACGCUCAACGUCAAGGACGAAGAGAUGGUGUGGCAGUGUUGCGUGCGGUGGAUCAAGCACGAUCCUGGUAGCAGGGCUCAACACGUCGCGAAGCUCAUGAAGGCCGUACGGCUGGGGCUGCUGCGGACGCAGUUCUUCAUGGACGAGGUGAAGGAGAACCCGUUCGUGACGGCUUGCGACGCGACGAAGCCGAUCGUCAUCGAGGCGUUGACGUUUCUGUACGAUCUGGACAUGGUAAAUUCUACGCAGAACAAAAUUAAAACACCAUCGAUAGCGAUGCCACGACUUCCGCACGACGUGAUCUUCACGUUCGGAGGCUGGAGCGAAGGUCUGCCGCAAAGUGUGAUCGAGACGUACGAUACGAGGGCGGAUCGGUGGGUCAAGAUCGACGCCGGCAACCGGACGGAAGUUCGGGCGUAUUACGGUGCGGCUACGAUCGGGCCAAUGGUUUACUGCAUCGGUGGGUACGAUGGGGUCGAACACUUCAACACCUGUCGCCGGUUCGAUGCGGUGGAGAAAGUCUGGACGGAGAUCGCGCCGAUGCACAGUCGGAGGUGUUAUGUGAGUGUGGUGGAGUUGAGCGGGUUGAUCUACGCCAUGGGAGGGUACGAUGGACACAACCGGCAGAACACGGCCGAGGUGUACAAUCCCCGGACGAAUCAGUGGACCAUGAUCAACCCAAUGAACCACCUACGAUCGGACGCCGAUGCGUGCACGCUUGAGGGGAAGAUCUACAUCGUGGGUGGUUUCAACGGGCAGGAAUGUCUGAGCACGGCCGAGGUGUAUGACCCACGGGAAAACGCCUGGACGCUGCUGCCGAACAUGCACAACCGGCGAUCGGGAGUCUCGUGCAUUGCUCACAAAGGCACGAUCAACGUGAUCGGCGGGUUCAACGGGAUCGCUAGGAUGAGCAGCUGCGAGCGGUACGAUCCGUGCACCAAUCGGUGGCGCGAGUUCAAGGACAUGUACCACCAGCGAAGCAACUUUGGGAUCGAGGUGAUCGACGACAUGAUUUUCGCCAUCGGUGGAUACGACGGGGCCGUCGCAAUCUCCCAGACCGAGUGCUACGUCGCGGAAACGAACGAGUGGCUCGAGGCCACCGACCUGAACCAGAUGCGGUCGGCGUUCAAGGCGGUGAUCGUGUCGGGGCUGCCGAACGUGCGCGACUACAUCCACAAGGACCGCGAGAGCCUGAUCACCGAGCGGCGCCAAAAGAUCCACGUGGCCGAGCAGGAGGGCGACUUUAUCGCGUCCCUGUCGGCGAGCACCAUCAACGACGUUGACUGA
Messenger RNA from Culex quinquefasciatus (southern house mosquito), 1925 nucleotides. RefSeq names its product kelch-like protein 10 (gene klhl10). The record is from RefSeq and is a predicted model, not a curated record. The transcript has 3 exons. Lineage: Eukaryota; Metazoa; Arthropoda; Insecta; Diptera; Culicidae. Bases 54 to 1925 code for a protein of 623 amino acids. Gene Ontology annotation, molecular function: protein binding.